GCAAUCAUACUGUAAGACGAGGACUUGAAAUACUUAAAUCUCCAUUCUUCUCCCUCAUUUCUGCAAAGUUAUCGUCCAUGUAUCUUUGUUCUUCUUCUCCUCCAUUCCUUGUUUGCUCAGUGCGUCUGCUGUGUGUCUGUCCGUCCAUGGUUGCAGAAUUUACUGCUAAAUCAUCAUCGAUCUCAUCAUUAUGAUUUGGCAGGGGUUAUGAUCUGUUAGGAGACGUAUAUUGAUAGACCUACCAAAAACAACCACUAACACCAAAAAAAGGCUUGCUGCUAAUCCCAUUUGAAAAAUCUCUUCCAUCUUUCAGCACUUGUUCCCACUUUGAAGCAGCGGCACCCACAUUAGCCGAGUCUCUUAGAUUUAGAGGUACUUAAAUGGGCAACAGUCCCCACCCUAACCCUAUUUAGCAGAUCACAAAACAGCUACUGAUCGUUUAGUAUUUUUCCUUCUUGUUCUUCUUUCAGCAAGGGUUUCAGUAUAAAGUCAUGGGCCGUGGAAAGAUCGAGAUAAAGAGGAUAGAGAACACAACAAACCGCCAGGUGACCUUUUGUAAGCGCAGAAAUGGCUUGCUGAAGAAGGCCUUUGAAUUAUCAGUGCUCUGCGAUGCAGAAGUCGCCGUUGUCGUCUUCUCCAGCCGAGGAAAGCUUUACGAAUAUUCAAGCCUGCAGAGUGUGAAGAAAACUAUUGAAAAAUAUAAGAAGUCUACCGCCGAUAACGGUCAUGGAGGAGCCAUGACGGAGGCCAAUACUCAGUUCUGGCAACAGGAGGCAGCAAAACUGAGACAACAAAUUGACAUCCUGACCAACUCAAAUGGAAAUCUUCUGGGACAAGGAAUAUCUGAUUUCAACCAGAAGGACCUUAAACAACUUGAGUCAAAAAUUGACAAGGCACACAGCAAAGUGCGGAAGAGAAAGGAAGAAAGAUGUGUUGAGGAAAUCGAGAGGCUGCAGAGGAACGAACAAAAGCUACAGGAAGCGAAUCAAUUUUUUCGAUCAAGGAUAAUGGAAAGCCAAUGCAACCAGAACAUGAACAUGAUAGUACACCAUCCUGAAUAUGAUGCAUUGCCAGCUUUUGAUACUCGAAAUUACAUGCAACCUAAUCUUAUGAUUCCUGCUCACCACUUUGCACGUCAGGAGCUAACAGCCCUUCAUCUGGGCUAAAAUGAAAGAAAUGGAUGAAAUCUGAAGGCAAUGGAUGCAAUCUUUUCGUGAAUGUGUGUAAGUCUGGAGUAUAUAUAUAGUCCCUGUAGAGUAUAAUUGAAGAGAUUGCUGAUUACUAGCGAACAUAAGACAAAACUCUAAUUUAUCAACUCUCUUCUGUGAGAGUAUGAUGCAAUACUAAAACAUAUUAUAUUAAUUAAUUUCCCUGCUACCUAUUUAUUUGUUAUAUAUAUAGGGAGAGGAAAACUCAUGUUAUUUGAUAAUACAUGGCAUGCCAAGAGUGCAAGUUGGACGCUAAAAAUUAAAAAAGCCAUUUACAUGUGUUUGCUUAAA
Messenger RNA from Cryptomeria japonica (Japanese cedar), 1499 nucleotides. Its product is annotated as agamous-like MADS-box protein MADS1. Gene Ontology annotation, cellular component: nucleus. Gene Ontology annotation, molecular function: protein dimerization activity; RNA polymerase II cis-regulatory region sequence-specific DNA binding; DNA-binding transcription factor activity, RNA polymerase II-specific. The record is from RefSeq and is a predicted model, not a curated record. NCBI's taxonomy places the organism in Eukaryota, Viridiplantae, Streptophyta, Pinopsida, Cupressales, Cupressaceae. Bases 492 to 1166 code for a protein of 224 amino acids. Gene Ontology annotation, biological process: positive regulation of transcription by RNA polymerase II. The transcript has 9 exons.